Schistosoma rodhaini is the source of this 713-nucleotide messenger RNA. The record is from the annotation of a GenBank genome assembly. Lineage: Eukaryota; Metazoa; Platyhelminthes; Trematoda; Strigeidida; Schistosomatidae.
UUCCACUAAAUGAACUCACCGACAUCUUAUUUUCUUAUAUGUUCAAUGUAUGUUGUCGUAAAAGUUGAUAAACACUCAACCUGUUGCACCAUGAUUUGCUUAAUUGUCUGUUCGCUUUUUUGGAUUUACGUUAUUUCUAUGGAUAAGCACAAAUACAUAAUUGUAUGGCUUGUCGGACAAUAGUCUCAGCAUAUCAUAUCGCUUGGCAUGGUGACAAAACAUAUCUUCACAUCAUUCAGUGUAUUGUUCAUUCUGGUGGUUUACAGUGAUGUAGUUGAGAAUGCGGUAAUCAAAAGAAUGUUCAUGUCUAACGAAAUACCUGGAAACAUGCCGACAAUGUACAACAAUGAAGGCAUAAAUUACUAUCAACUACAGAAUAUCAUCUCAUCUGUACAGUCUCUUUUGCAAGACUACAUCCAGUGCAAGAUGAGUAGAGGACGUGAAUCUUACGGAUAUAUGGGUUACAAUCAAAUCGGAAGUUCAAGACCAUCAUACUAUGAACAAUACGCGGAUUAUCCAAUGUAUACGAACUAUCAGAGUACAGAUCAACCGUAUAGUAUACCUGAAUCGAUUGGCUCAACUGACAGUCCAUUCAUGUAUUAUCAAUAACUGUGAUUGAUGUAAUUUGUGUGUUGUGUUAGUAGAAUUAUUUCGUGAAUAAUAUUGUGAUGAUGAUGUCAAUUAGUUGAUAUUUCACAUAAAAUGUAUGUUGU